Molecule: messenger RNA, 3003 nt
Organism: Bursaphelenchus okinawaensis
Lineage: Eukaryota; Metazoa; Nematoda; Chromadorea; Rhabditida; Aphelenchoididae
Source: the annotation of a GenBank genome assembly
AUGGAAGACAAGAGGACUCCACGUGAAGUUUUCACGAAGAUUGAGAACAUUCUAAAGACCACACUUGGAGUUAAUGAAUUGGUACUGCAGCACAGUAAGACAAAUGACAGAACUGUGAAAGAUCUACUAACAUGUGUCAACAGGAGUCUUGGUGAAAUCAGAGUUGAGGUUAAACACUUGAAAAAUAUGACAUUGCCGCUGAUCGAGAAGAAGAUCAAGUAAGGUUUAGAAUGUUUUUUUAUAGAAUGUAGUUUUGAUAAUCAUGCUAUUAGUUUUUAACUUAUAUUAAGGAUGUUAUGAGGCAAUAAAAAGUUAUUUUUAAAGAAAAUACGAUUAAAAUCAAUCUUGUUUAUAGUGGAAAACGAGAAAUAAUGGAUAAUGAAGACGAUGACAUUCAAAUUAUCAAUGAUGUCAGCAAGUCGCCUACGCCUACUGCACCCAAACGACCUCUACCUGCAGUUAAAAAUGCCAAGAAAUCUGUGAAGGGACCUUCACCUGUUAAAGGUAAGUUAUCAUGGAUAGAUAGUUAACGUUAAGUAUGGUAGGACUGUUUGAAAUGUUGCUUAAGAUACAGUUAUUAAGUUGUUUAAAUAAUUCUGUGCUUUCCUUACAAAAGUUGCCUUGAAAGAGGGCACGGAAUUAUUUGAAAAAUUAACAUUACGGUAGGGAGUGGAUCGUUAUCAAUUAUUAGGGUAGAGAGAGCAUCGUUAACUGGAGAUGAAGAUAUAAAGAAUUGUCACAAACUUUUUAUCUACAGAUUGUUGAUGGAUUAUAAAAUAUAUUUUUAGCUAAAGGCGAUAUUGAUUACGAACCUUCUACUCAAGGCACCUUCUCCACUCAAGAUGAUCUUUUUACUCAAGAUGUGGCUUCAACUCAAGGUGCAUCUUCUACUCAGGAGCCUUUAGAAGUCACUGAAUCAAGUGAAGAAGAUGAACCGGAAUCUCAGGAUACGGUUGAUGAUUUGCCUCUGAAAAGAAGGACACGAAGCGGUGGUAAAAAACCACGACGAAGACGAUCGGUGAGUUUACUACAGCUAAUAUUUGUCUUUUCAUUAAUAUUUUCUGAUAUCCUAGUUAAGUAGCUCAAUAGUAUUUAUACAAUAUAAUAUCUACGGUAAAAAUGAUGUUUUAGUUUUACUAUUUAAUUUAAAAAAAAUAUUUUUUGGAUAAUAAAGGGGAGUACGUAUCGUCACCUAAUUUUUAUUUGUAGGACUCGAGUGAGUACAUGGAAGAAGAACCAAGUAGAAGACGUUCAAGAGUAUCAACCGGUGCUGAAGAUGCUCUCUGUAGAUACUGUGGCCGAGUGGUGAUUAAGAGCACAGAAAAGUCGUGCGCUGGAUGCGUUAGAUUUGUAUGAUACCCAGCUUCUCAUAUUUAUUAUUUUGCAUUCUUCUCAUUGUAGUAUGUUCGGUGAUAUAGUAUUUACUAAUAAACAACUGUAAUAUUGCUAAGUCGUUUUGAUUGGUUAAAACCGAUGUUUAUAUCAUUAAAGGGUGUUUAUAAUACCAAUGUUUUAGUGGCCAGAAGAACAUUAUUAUAGAUGUUGUUAUAGGUAUUUAAACUUUAAUUUUUUUGUUGUUACAGCAGCUAAAAUCUAUGUCAAUAAAAUUGUUUUACUUAGGCUGAAUCGUUUAGAUGGGAGAUCGGACGGUGACGAUAGAAUCGGUGAAGAAACGCGUCAAGUUGCUGACCAAUGUCGCGGAUUGUCUUAGCAAGUAUACUGGUAGCUUGAAUAGUGCUUCCACUGAAUUGGUCGCGGCUUUACAAAGAGGUUUGACUGCGGUUCACAAUGACCUAUGCACUUUGGAAGGUAGAAAUGCUAACAAGAUGAGUGUCGUUGUCAAAAGGUCGUCGAAGGCUGAUACGGAAACUGCUGGUGAUUUGAGGAGGACCAGCGCUGUUGGGUGGAGGAAUAGUACUAAUACAGGAUCACGAAAAAGCACUGAGGAAUCAAAGAAGCCUUCGAUAAAUUCACAGAAAAUUAAUGUGAAUGCCAGAAGGAGUAGUGUCUCUCAAUCAUCUACAACAUCACCUAAGAAGGAUACAGGGAAGGAUCAGAGUCGCGUGGAAGAUCCUUCUAAGAACUCUCUGAUGCCAGGGCCAAGUAUAUUAUCAAAUGUCACAAAACGCAAAAAUCACUAUACAGAUGACGAAUAUCCACCUGGCACAUCAUCACAAGCAUUGAAAAAGCAUACCAGAUUAAGUGGUGCAAGUACGAACAGUGUACAAAAGAAGUCACCCGUUAAAGUCAGUAGUCAAAGCGCUUCAUUUGGUGCGACAAGCGCUAAAGACGGUUCAGCUGGUGCAAUUGGGACAACCGUUGGCCAGAAAAAGUCUCCUAUCAAAAUUAAUCGUCAUAAUGAUUCACCUGGUCCAAGUGUUGCUAAAAAUGAUUUUUCCGGUUCAAGAAGUCCAUACAAAAGAGUUAGUGUCAAUACUCCGCAAAGUGGUCCAUCUGGUACUCCAAAGAAAGCGAAGGUUGAGCAAGAUGUCAAGAACACUCUUGGCACUGUGCCUUCUACUAGUCAAGAUGUAAGUUGGAAUUGAAGGUGCGAAAAAUGUAACAUAAAAGUAAAGUUUAGUAAAGUUUUUGCUUUUUUUAACUUUUUUUGUGGUAGGUAAAUCCUAAUUGUAAGCUUAUUUCUAAGAUAAUGAAAUGAUAGUGAAUGUCAAAUUUGGUGUUACAGAUUCGGCGCAGCUCCAGAGGAUCUAGCUCAUUUGUCCCAAUGCGAUUAUGUUCAACGUGCCAAGAUUUUACAUUCGGUGCGGACAUGUGCAAGUAGGUUUUAGCAAUUUAUUUGAUAUCUUAAUGUUUAUGCUUUAAAGUUUUGUUGCCAUAUUUAAAUAAAAAACAACUUGAAAUUAUAGGAAAUGUAAACAGAGACAAGCACAAAUAGAGAAUAAGAAAAGGAAGGACAACUACAUUAAAAGGAACAAAAAACUUGAAAAAGAAGCUUUGAAACAACUUCAAGAAGAAGAAGAACAGCCACAAGAAGAAGAAUAA